AUGAGUUGGUACCAAUAUGGAGUUGGAAUAUGGCAUAAGUCGGUACCAUAUGGCGAAAUGAAAACAUCAAGAAUUUUGCACCCAUUUAUUCUUCCAUUGCUAGCUAUUGUUGACCUACCAUCACAAGAUUGGGAAAGAGAGUUUUGGUUUGUCUCUCCACUUUGUGAAAACGGUGAUCUUUAUGAAGUCCUCAGACAUGACAGGAUGCAACAGAUCCCGAAACUGAAUGGGCAGAAAAGAGUGAAAAUUCUGCUCCAAGUUGCUUUAGCUAUCAAGUACAUCCACACUGAAGUGCCUGAUGUCAGAGCUGUAGUUCUUCACAAAGACAUAGCCUCUGAAAAUAUUGUGUUGGAUGAAAUGUAUAAUGCCCGCCUUAUUGACUUUGGUUUGGUAAGUGAAGAGGAUAAUAUGAAAACUACAGCUGGUGGAAGAUUGUUUUAUUUACAUCCUAAUGUAGGAACAGAAAGUGCAAACGAGAGCUGGGAUUAUUAUAGUUUUGGUGUCAUUGUGAGAGAAAUGAUUACCACAUUUGGACCAGAAGGCCAGGGACCAAGACACUUGAUGAACAUGAAAGCUGAAUAUAUCACGGAUAAUAUAUAUAAAAAAAUAUGGGAACAUGAUCAUCUAGAAAAUGCACAUGAAAAACUGAAUGAUAUCGCAACAAAACUGCUAGAACAAACUAAUUGGAAAGUUAAAGAUUUCACAGAUAAUGUCAUCAAUGAGUUAAUAAAAAUAUAUACAGCCAUUGGUCAAAGCUGCUUUCUGGAUGUUUCAAAGGAACGAGGACAGGCUUGUCAUUCCUGCAUGAUCAAAACAAAAGCAAAGCAGACAUCCAUGAAUCAAACGCACAGGGAAAACUGCACUCAGAAAAUAGAAGUGUGCAUGGCAUGUGAGAAGAAUAGUUUCCUUAACCCAAUAAUAUGUUACUGUGGUACACAAUUGACACCUACUUUUGGUUCACUCCCAAUGGUAAUCCAACAAAUGGAUCAGUCUUCUAUACAUUUAUACAUGAAAUUAUUGGAUGAGGGUUAUGAAGUUGUUUGCAACAUUCGUGUGGUAGUUGUUGGACAUAAAGGUGCUGGCAAGACAACGUUAACGAAGCGUCUGUUAAAUAGAGAUGUUGAUAUCGGUAAGGAAGAAAGCACAAAUGGUAUUGAGGUACAUGUGAACAGAUGUAAAGUUUCCCGGGAGACAAAACAAUGGAUAAUAUCUGAAAGUGGUAAGUUUAAGCUGUCUGUGUUAAUGAAAUACAUUUGCUUAUGAACUUUAAUGAAGGUCAUAUUUGAUGUCUUUGCUCUGGAGGAUGUCUCAUUUACAAUAUUUAUGUUAAAUAAAAUAUAGGUAGAACUAUUCUACUUAAUUCUAAAGAUUUAUUAUGCUCCCGAAGGGUGGCAUAUUAAAAUCGAACCGUCCGUCUAUCUGUCCGUUAGUCCGCCCCGCUUUAUACUGUUAAAUAUAGACAGUGGUGGUCGUGUCCGCUCUGAAACUUCAGUAUGCAUGAAAGGAUUUUAAUUUUUCUUUCAUAUAUGAAAUAACCAUAGAUGUUUGGUGUGUCGCGAACAAGACUUUGGUUUCUACCACUAAGGUCAACGUCACUGUGGGGGUUCAAACUUUGCCAUUUUUUAUGUUAUAUAAAUAUAGAAGGUGGUCGUCAUGUCAGCUCUGAAACUUCAGUAUGCAUGAAAGGAUUUUAAUUUUUCUUUCACAUACAAAAUAAUCAUAGAUGUAUGGUGUGUAGCGAUUAAGACUU
Molecule: messenger RNA, 1750 nt
Organism: Ruditapes philippinarum (Manila clam)
Lineage: Eukaryota; Metazoa; Mollusca; Bivalvia; Venerida; Veneridae
Exons: 9
Coding region: 1-1263 (420 amino acids)
Biological process (GO): protein phosphorylation
Cellular component (GO): plasma membrane
Molecular function (GO): ATP binding; protein kinase activity
Source: RefSeq, a predicted model, not a curated record